Phragmites australis (common reed) is the source of this 5355-nucleotide messenger RNA. RefSeq lists its product as uncharacterized. The transcript is spliced from 11 exons. Lineage: Eukaryota; Viridiplantae; Streptophyta; Magnoliopsida; Poales; Poaceae. The record is from RefSeq and is a predicted model, not a curated record. Gene Ontology annotation, molecular function: protein binding. Bases 163 to 4626 code for a protein of 1487 amino acids.
AACGUGAAAUCGCCAACCAAACCGCGGUUUCCCCAACCAAGCAUCCUCCGCUCCCUUCUCCCGAAUCAACCGAACAAUCACCCCCGACUCCAUUCCCCACCCUUCCAGAGCCCUUUCCCACCGAGCCUGCCGCCGCUGGCCACUGCCCCGCCGCCGCGGGGGAUGUUGCCGGCGGUAGUGCCGGACCCGCCGCGCCAAAACCCUAGCUCGCCAGAGGCCGCCCCCGCCGCCGCGGCCCACAUGGCCAACCCGCGCCUAGGGCUCGGCCUCGCGCCGCCAGGCGCCGAUCCCUCCGCCGGGGCGCCGCCGCCGCCCUCCCGACGCGCGCCGCGCUUGGCCAAGCGGCGCCACGCGGCCGCCUCCUCCCGCUCCCGCGCCCCGCAGGCCGCCGGCGGGACGUGGAAUCCUUUCGGCGGCGGCGGCGGCGGGACGGAUGGUCCGAGGCAAGAUGGGAAUGGCGGGUUGGGGAGUGGGGACGGUGGUGGCGUCGCAUUCGGGAAGGGUCAAUCGGGGGGCUUUGUGUUCAGUGCUGCCCCGGCGGUGCGCCAGCAGCCUCCAGAGCCGGCUGUGGCGCCAUCACCCAGUGAAGCACCCUUCGUGUUUGGGAGCGUGAGGAAGAGCUUGCCUCGGUUCGAGGAGGGAUGGUCCGCUUCGUCGAAGCUGCCCGAUAAGAUGGGUAAGCUGAACCUGCGCACUCCGGGAGAAGUUGGUGUUGGUUUUGGUCAGGGGAAGGAUGAAAAGGAUGGGAGUUCUGUUUUUGGUGUUGGUAUAUCUGGUUUGGUUCCUAAUAGUGAAGUGAAUGUACUCCCGGAGAAGCUGACACAGUUGAAUUUAGGCAGUGGGGUGCCCUUUCAGAGUGAGAAGAGCAAGAGUGCUAAUGGUGUGCCAAAAAACGUUAACAGUUUGGAUGAUGCAACUGUGCUUCCAGAGAAGAUAACACGGUUGAAUAUAGGAAGUGAGACGCCCUUGCAUGACAUGAAAAGCGCUGGUGCUAGUCAUCAACCUGAAGUGUUUACAUUUCGGAGUGGAGGAUUCGAAGGUGCCGUUCUUGGUAAGGAAACAAGCAACUCUUCAGAUAGGAGCAGUGAAUUCCUCUCUGCAAAUAGCAACACUUCUAGUUCUAGCAGUGAUUUUCUCUCUACUGCGAAUAGUAAUGCUUCUAGUUCAGCUAAUGGCACUGACAGUUCGUCUCCAGAGAAGAGAUCAGAUUUGAAUGUAGGAGGCGGAAUGUCUCAGAGCAUGAAAAGUGAUAAUGCUAAUUGUCCAACAGAGGCAUUUUUAUUUGGGCGACAUGGAAUCCGGAGCUCUGUUUUGCAGUCUGCAAGCAUAGCCACGGAUGAUGGUGAUAAUUUUGUCAAUGAUGCAAAUACAAACACUUGUACUUCAGCUCAGGGUACGGUGGAGAGCGCACUUCCAGAGAAUAUGACAAAGUUAAAUAUAAGAUGUGGAAUCUCAUCUCAGAGCAGCCUAGACGAUACUACUACACGACCACCAGAAGUAUUUGUAUUGGGCAGUAAUGUAUCUAGCUUUUCCUCUGCCCAGACUGCAAGCACAUCAUUCACAAGUUUUCAAACUAAUGUAUCCUCUCAACCAAAGGACAAGGGAAGUAACUUUGCUAAUGAGUAUAGUAGUAAUUCUACAUAUUCUGAAGCAAAUAGUGAUCAAGUGUAUGGGUCAAGUAGCUUUGUUUUUGGUAGAGGCAGCAAUGCGACCGCUUGUUCUGAAGAAGCUACAGAAUAUGCACUACAUGAUGAAAUCAAGAAAUUAAACAUCAGUAAGGAAGGGACUUCGCUCGGAUGUACUAAAUUGAACAAUUCUUCAACUCCUGAAUUUUUGUUUCAAAGCAAAGCAGAGGCUACUUCUGGAUAUGAUUCUGUUCCCCAACCCAAAGUUCAGGAGCCAUGCCCAUUUACAAAUUUGAAUAAUUCGUCUACUUUUUCUAUUUUUCAGAAUGCAGUGCCUGUUUUCAGUUUUGGAACCAUGAAUGCAGAAAGAGAAACUGCUCCGGAUGAUUCUUGUGCAGUCAAACAGGAUUUACCUGGGUGUUCCAGAGAGACCUUAUUUGGUCUAGACAGUAUAAAGUCAGCGUACAGGGACAAAAAAGAAGCACAUAAAAGCACAAGGAAAAAGAAAAGACCAACUAGGCUAAAGCAGCAUGCUCAACUCCAUCAGGUUGUCUCUCAGGAAACAUGCACCAAUGGAGAAGCAUCAGAUUUAGCAGGUGACUUUUCACCAAUGGAUUGUUCUCCUUAUCCGGCACCAGCUGAACAUGUGUCAACAGAGGCAUACGUGUCUUUGGAUCAGUCCGUUCACGUAUGUAAUAGUAGUAUCUCAAAACAGGACUCCAGUUGUGCUGAAGAUGAUCUAAUUUCUGCAACUGAGCAAUUGGUUAUUGAUGCAGACCUUCCGCCGUUUAGAGAUGAAUGUAGAUAUCCGAAUGUUGAUGCACCCAAGGGCAAUUUCGGUAGCAGCUUUUCUAGUUUCGGAGAAGAGUUAAGUAAUGAAUCACAAUAUUCUUUCACUAAUGUGAACAUUGGCACAAAUGGUGAACUUAAAAAAGGCACAACAGAAACUUGUGCUGAUGGUUACAGCUACAAUGUUAAUGGGCAAGCGUGUGAUGAGGACACCUACAGAAUGCAGCAUGAGUCUGGUGACGCUGUUGCUUUUCAAUCAAGCUCAUCAAAUUUCAGUGGGCUGAACUUCAGCUUUGGUGCAUCAUCGUCCCCUCAAAGCUCGUUAUCAGCACAAAGACGUAACACAAGAAGGAAGUUAAGAACAAAGAGUGGUCCGGCAUCCAAGCCUUCAACUACCCAUGUUUUUGUUCAGCCAAAAUCUUCACAGGAUGCAAAGGGCAUGCAAUAUUUCCCGGAAAGAAGUAAAAAUGAAGACUCAGCGGAAGAGCAAUCAACAAGAAAUGCUUCUACUUCUGCUGCCUUGGAGACUUGUGAAACCUGGCGUACUAGUGGAAAUCAAGCCUAUGCAGAUGGCCACUUUGCUACUGCAGAGGAUUAUUAUACUCGUGGAAUAAAUUCUAUUUCCCAUCAUGGCGCUUCUGGACACUGUUCCCGUGCGUUGACGUUGUGUUAUAGCAACCGUGCAGCUACAAGAAUGUCACUUGGCAUGAUGCGGGAAGCCCUUCAGGAUUGUUUGACUGCUACAUCAAUCGACCCCAGCUUUCUUAAGGCUAAAGUUAGAGCUGCAAAUUGCCAGCUUGCAUUAGGCGAGCUUGAAGAUGCAUCAAGGAGUUACACGUCCUGUUUGAACAGUAACACAUCGGGUUGUGACCCCAAAAUGUUUUCUGAGGCUUCUGAUGGUUUGGAAAGAGUAAAGAGAGUGGCAGAUUGGAUAUCUCAGUCCAAGGAACUUCUUCAGAAAAGAACAUCUCCUGAAGCAAGAACGGCUUUAGACUUGAUCUCCAAUGCAUUGCACAUAAGUCCACACUCGGAUAGCCUAAUGGAAAUGAAAGCAGAGGCACUGCUGAUGUUACGGAGAUAUGAAGAAGUGAUUCAACUAUGUCAGGAGUCUGUAAAUCCGACUGAAAGAAAUUCAGUCUUUUACAAUGCUAAUGGACAACCAAGGAAUUUCACGGUCUCUGAAAAGACGCCAUGUUCCGGAAGGUAUUGGCGGCCUUACCUCAUUUGCAAGUCUUAUUUCCUUUCGGGCAAGCUUGAAGAGGCUCUGGACUUGCUAAAUAAGCACGAGCAAGUCACACCUGUCAAAGAAAGUGACGGGAGCAGAUAUCAAGAACGUUUCUCAUCGUUGUCAACAACUAUAAGACAACUAUAUUCCCUUAAGGCUGCUGGGAAUGACUCAUUUCAAGCUGGUAGAUAUUCAGAAGCUGUGGAACAAUAUUCUGCGGCUUUGGCAUGCAAUAGUGAAUCACGCCCCUUUUCAGCUGUCUGUUUUUGCAAUCGUGCAGCUGCAUAUCAAGCACUUGGUCAAGUUACUGAUGCAAUAGCAGAUUGUUCGCUUGCCAUGGUUCUUGAUACAAAUUAUCCCAAGGCGAUUUCUAGGCGAGCCACCUUAUACGAGAUGAUAAGGGAUUAUGGACAAGCUGCUAAUGAUGCAAGGAAGCUAAUCUCGCUUCUUGAAAAGAAAGUAAAUAAGUCUGGAGUAUCACCAAAUAUUUUGAACAAGCACAGCGAUCUGAAGCAAGCACGAGCGCGUCUUUCAUCUGUAGAGGAUGAAUCAAAAAAGGAUACUCCUUUGAAUUUGUAUUUAAUCUUGGGAGUUGAGCCAUUCUGCUCUGCAGCAGAUAUUAAGAAGGCAUACCGGAAAGCUGCAUUGAGACAUCACCCAGACAAGGCUACUCAAUUUCUAGGAAGGAAUGAGAAUGCUGAUGAUGGAUUUUGGAGGGAUGUUGCCAAGGAAGUUCAUGCAGAUGCGGAUCAUCUGUUCAAAACAAUUGGGGAGGCAUAUAAUGUUCUGUCAGACCCUGACAAGCGUCAAGAGUACGACUGUGGAGAGGAUCUAAGAAAUGCUAGAAAGAGAGUAUCUAAGGGGAGGAGUAUGCAUAGGUCACCUGAACAGAACUAUGGCAACAGAGGUUUUAAUCCACGCCAGCAGCAGUCAAACAGAGGUUCAUCACGCUCACGUUGGUACGGAUAUUCAGAUGAUUGCUGGUAAACUUAUUGGCAGCUACAUGUAUUUGGCAGCUACAUGGGUGGUCAUAACGCAAGAACCAACUUUUGCAUCAGUUGUAUUUGGAGCAAGGUCUCCUUGCACCAAGAUGCGUGGCACCUGUCUUCCUGGUGGGUUUUCAGGUGCCACUGCUAACUCACCAGGCCUCGUCGGCACAUGGUGGAUCUGUUGCAGCUUUCCCGUCUGCUAGAUGCCAUUCUUUAGGAGAGGAUGGAAAUACAAGGGUCGAUCAGUUGGGAUGAUUGCUUUUGACACAGUGGUGGUGGUAGCUUGGCCAGCACAUAUGCAGGAUUCAAAAGCGGGACAUCAAGUUAUCUUUGGUUGGCAUGAUGGUCUCGAGUGAACACUAACAGCUUUGGGAGUGUGACAUCCAGAUAUUUUGGCUGACAUGACGGUCUCCGCUCUGAACACUAACAGCAACAUCAAAGGUUAGAAACACGGAGAAAGAUGGCAGUUUCUCCAUAGGCAAAGGCUUUCUUUUGUUAAGUGCAUGGCUACUGUCUGGGGUUACAGUGCCAAAAAGAUCACCGGAAAGGAAAGAGGCAUGUUCUUUUCUGCGUGCGCUGCGAACUGUAGUUUUGUUUUAUGAAUUAUUCAGAUGAUGCACCGUACCUGACAGUGGGAAACAAAGAAAAGAGUGGUACAUAUAUUGUAACUGCUCAAUGUCAAAUGAAUAAUCUCGAGUUAUUUAUUCUUUAUUACGCUUGCUCCUGA